GUCGAUCGCUUUCACCCAGAACAUUUAGGUAGCUCGCAUAGUAGUCUGAAUUCGUCGAACGCUGCCUCGAUUGGUCAAGACUAACAAAACAAGAUGGGAUUUCUCGACCGACUAUCAGGGCGCAAGCCUCGCGGCGAGGAACCUGCUGCCUCCGUAGAAGCAACACCGAGCCCAGCGCCUGAACCUGCAGUAUCAUUGCCCUCAACGUCACCGGCGCACGAUGCGCUUCGCGAUGUGCAACCCAACGCCACGCUCUUGGGCGCUGCGGGCCUUAGCGCGCCCCAAGGCAAGCUCUACAACCCUUACGAGGGAUUGUCGACUCAGGCCAUCGGCACGAAGCCUCACCUGUUCAGAUUGCCCGAGCAACCCGAGUUUGUGUUCGAGGAGGAGGCCUCUGUGCGGAGACGGGACUGGACGCAGCAUCUACAGUUCUAUUGCGGAGGAGGGUACCUGGCGGGUGGCGUCGUUGGAGUGGGGGCCGGCCUGUACAAGUUUGUCGUGACCAAGCCGGAGGUUGUGACGGACACGCUCAAGCUGAAGACGAACCGAGUGUUGAACACAUGCGGCUCCUUCGCGCGGCCAUGGAGCAACAGCUGCGGCAUCCUGGGUCUGUUCUUCAGCGGCGCUGAGUCGCUGUACGUGUACCAGCUGGAGCCGUACGGCGUGCCCGACAACGCCUGCACCCUGCUGGCGGGCUUCACUAGCGGGGCUCUGUUCCGGCUGCCUCGUGGGCCGCGGCAGGCGGCGGUGGCGGGUGCGGUGGGCGUGGUGGCGGCGGGCGGCAUCACGGCGCUGCGGAAAGUCUUCCCCUCGCUUUAAAUCGCAGCAGCGUUGCUGCAAUGGCCGGGCGGUCUGAUACUCUGCUCGCUGCUGCAGUAGCAGCAGCAGCAGCAGUAGCAGCAGCAGCAGCAUAAGCUGCAACAUCAGCAGCAGUAGCAGCAGCAGUAUUAGCAACAGUAGCAGCUGUAGCAGCAGCACCUAGGCUGCAUGCGCCUGGCUGCUAGGAGCGUUCGGGCGCCAACGGGAGCGGUCUGGCUAUGUGGGAUGCAGGUCUUUGCGGGGUGUGGGGAAAAUGAACUGUGGAGGGCAUGCUGCAGCACUGCUGAGGGGUUGACGGGGGCGCUGGCGGCUGGUGGCUGCCAGCUCUGGGUCAUAGCAGCUGCAAUGGCUGCGGCGACCGCCGACACUGCCAGGAGGCCGCUGAGGUGCUGGCCGUUGGGGCCACACACCGAUCUGCUGCUGUGGUGGCGUAGUGGGACCACAAGUCCCUCCGGUCCAGCCGCGAUGACAUCGGUGGCGGCGGGUGCAGGCUGCAGCACGGCUGUACGUGCGCAUGCCAUGCGACGGCCUCCGCUGGCUGCCAGGCGGCGGCGACGUUUACCCGGCACAGCAGCUGCUGGCAGACGCGGGGUGAGGGCCCGCUCCGGGUGCACUGCUGCUGCCGGUGCCGGUGCCGCUAGCAGCCAGUGGGACAGUCGCGGCGUGACGCGAGCAACUCGGCACACGCUGCCUGCGUGCGUCUGGGCCGGGCUGGCUGGUUGGCUGGCAAACUGGUUGGAGGGCUGAGUGCGCUGACGUGUGGCUGAGCUUGAGCUGCGGAGGCUAAGGGAUUUGGGCUGUCGGGCGCGCCGUGCCUUGGGCACCGGAACCUCUGAUCGGGGUUCAUGGGCUGAUGCUGCCGCGGGGACUUGUGUGUAUGACGCGGGGCGUGCGCAGCAUGGCGACUGGCUGCGUCGGCGAGGGAGCAGCGGCGCAUGCCGUUGACGCCGUGCAGCUUGAUUGCCGAGGCCGUAGCAAGUUAGAUAGUUGCAAGACAUGACAGGUCAUUUGACAAAGCUUGCAGGUUGACUGCGGUAGCUAGCUGGCCACGGCUUAACACUGACGUUAGUGCUGGCGCCUGCUGUAAACGAGCGGUUAGGAGGGGCUGCUUGACGUGUUUUUGGCCGGGCACAAUCAUCUUACGGCCAGCCUGUUGGUGUUACGGCAUGGUUACGUAUACAGGACCCGCCCUUCUUUGAGUGAGAGCACUGGUUAAGCAGGGGCAAUGAUGGACUGGCACAUCAGGGCGUGGCACUCGGCCAAGGUUGAGCGUGCCUGACUGGCAACCCUUUCGAGCAGGAUGGGAGGAGCUUUGCGAGAUGGUAGCAGGGAAAUCUACGGCAACUGUGGGCAUAAUAUACUCUUGGGACGAGGGGGUUCUCUUCGCGUGUGCGAAUGCGGUGAGGCUGUAACCCUGAAAGGGA
Molecule: messenger RNA, 2243 nt
Organism: Chlamydomonas reinhardtii
Lineage: Eukaryota; Viridiplantae; Chlorophyta; Chlorophyceae; Chlamydomonadales; Chlamydomonadaceae
Exons: 4
Coding region: 94-819 (241 amino acids)
Biological process (GO): protein import into mitochondrial matrix
Cellular component (GO): TIM23 mitochondrial import inner membrane translocase complex; mitochondrial inner membrane
Molecular function (GO): transmembrane protein transporter activity
Source: RefSeq, a predicted model, not a curated record